AUGCUAAACCUAUACCUUCUUAUCCCCGCCGCUAUCGUCCUAGUCCCUUUCGUUGUCGUCUUCCGCGGAGUCAUUGCCUACCUGCAAGACCCCAAAGGCCUCCGUAAGUACCCAACACAGAACUGUGUCUUUACCAAGCUGGGCUAUUGCUGGGAGCUAGGCCGGAAGCACCCCAUCAUCCAUUCCCGCCGUCUGUAUCUGGACCACACAACCAAGGGCCACAAGGUCAUCCGACUUGGUCCGAAUUGGAUCUCCUUCGGUCAUGCUCGCGCCGCCCGCGAUAUCUACGGGUUCACCUCGUCGGCCAAGAAAUCCGCCAUAUAUGACCAGCUGUCUGGCGGAGGUGGCGACAAGAGCCUCCAUAAGUUCCGCCGGUCGAUGGUUGCUCAUUACUACGCCCCCAAGCAUCAGCGCCAUUGGGAAGAGUCGUGGGUGCUGGACUCCUGUGCAGAUUUCAUGAAGGCAAUUGAUACCAGAUGUACCAAGCCGAUGGGUCCAUACAAACAGCCAGAUCCGGAGGAUCUCAAGCUUGACUUAGUGCAUUGGGGUUACACGUACGCCUGCGAGGUCAUGAUCAAAAUCGGGAUGAGCAAGGAUCUCCAUCUGCUUGAUAAGGGGAAUAAUAAUAUUGAGAUUGAAGAUUCCGAUGGCACCAAGCGGGAAGUUAGCAUUGUCCAAUCGCUUCAUUGUGCUGGCCGAGCGGCUGCCAACGUUAUCUGGGAUACUAAGCACUUCACCAUGUGCGUCAAGUUAAUGAGAAAGGUAUCCAAAGAAUAUGCAUAUAACCUUAAAGGAGGUGGUGACUGGCACGCGGCGACGACGAAGCUCGUUCUUGAGCGGAUGGACCGACAUAAGAAGGGGGAGAAGCUCGAUGACCUGUUCAUGCCGUGGAUGGAGGGCAAGGACGGUAAUGAACCAGAUAUCAGUACACCGGAUAGGAUUGCUGGUAAGUGUGAUUUCCAAUGCCAGCCGUUUAUAUCACGUCAGAAUUGUUGCGAGACGCCCCCGGCUACCCUCGGCGGCUCUGUCGCAACCACGAUUUACAAUCUCGUCAAAGAUCCCCGGACAUUCCAGAAGCUGCGAGAAGAGCUUGAUGCUGGUCUUCCCCCGCAUCGCUCCGUGGCUACCUGGCAACAAGUCAAGAGCAUGCCGUAUUUGAAAGCCUGCAUUGACGAAGCCAUGCGUCUUUAUCCUCCAGUAGCAACGGAUCUCAUCCGUCGCACACCACCUGAAGGCAUGGUCGUUGAUAGUGUCCCAGUGCCAGGGAACACAGACAUUUCCAUUUCGGCAUACACGUCACACCGCGAUCCCACCGUCUUUCCAGCCCCGGAAAAAUGGUACCCCGACCGAUGGAUUAAAAACCGAGGCACGGAGAUGAUGAAAGACAUGCUUGCUUCAUGGAUUCCAUUUAGUGCAGGAUACAGAACGUGCAUGGGUCGUAACGUUUCGAUCGCCUGUGUCAUUGGGACUUUGGUCCAUAACUAUGAUUUCGCUUUGCCCAGCAAGGACUGGGAGUUACGAUUCGAGGAAUGGUUCAACCUGUGGCCCACUCAAUGCCCUGUCAAGGUUUGGAAGAGAGAAAAAUUCGCCCAGCCUCAACCUGCGGCAUAA
This is a messenger RNA of Aspergillus tanneri, 1611 nucleotides long. RefSeq lists its product as uncharacterized. Bases 1 to 1611 code for a protein of 536 amino acids. NCBI's taxonomy places the organism in Eukaryota, Fungi, Ascomycota, Eurotiomycetes, Eurotiales, Aspergillaceae. The record is from RefSeq and is a predicted model, not a curated record. The transcript is spliced from 3 exons. Gene Ontology annotation, molecular function: heme binding; iron ion binding; oxidoreductase activity, acting on paired donors, with incorporation or reduction of molecular oxygen.